This is a messenger RNA of Babesia bovis T2Bo, 489 nucleotides long. RefSeq names its product Proteasome complex subunit Rpn13 ubiquitin receptor family protein. NCBI's taxonomy places the organism in Eukaryota, Apicomplexa, Aconoidasida, Piroplasmida, Babesiidae. The transcript is spliced from 4 exons. Gene Ontology annotation, cellular component: cytoplasm; proteasome regulatory particle, lid subcomplex; nucleus. Gene Ontology annotation, molecular function: ubiquitin binding; endopeptidase activator activity; proteasome binding. Gene Ontology annotation, biological process: ubiquitin-dependent protein catabolic process. The record is from RefSeq and is a predicted model, not a curated record. The coding region runs from base 16 to 399 and encodes 127 amino acids.
UAAUAUAUAAAAUCCAUGGAAGGUUGCAUACAUACUUUAUUCCAGAUUAGGGCUGGUAAAUGUCUGGUAGAAGGCGACCUUGUGCAGCCAGACUUGCGCAAGGGUACUUUAGCGCUGGUUCGGACUGAGGACCAGUUAUUGCGGGUACAAUGGAGUUUGCGCGACAGUCUGGAGCCUGAGGAGGCGUUUUAUGUCUUUGAGGAUGCCUACUUGGUACGGAUUGACGAAUGCACUGAUGGCCACGUAUACGCCCUAAGAUUCACUGAGAACGACCAGGAAUUGUUAUACUGGAUGCAGGAGACCUCCAUUGGUAUUAUCAAGGGUUUUGUUGACAUGGUGAACCAUACUAUCGGAUAUCGUCAGGAUAACCGGGAGUGUACCAUGAUGGACUUGGAGUAGUCCUAGGUUAGUACCGAUCUUUUUGGUAUCCACAACCACGCUGCGUGGUACCCCUAAAAACAUACAACUGCUUAAUGCUAGCUUUCAGUU